Molecule: messenger RNA, 2007 nt
Organism: Cladocopium goreaui
Lineage: Eukaryota; Dinophyceae; Suessiales; Symbiodiniaceae
Source: the annotation of a GenBank genome assembly
AUGCAAAAGGAUUCGCAUCGCUAUGAGAUGCUGGUGCUUGCGGUGGAGGCGUCUUACCUCAUCAUGUACAUUGCCUUCUUCAUCUUAACAGGACUAGAGAAGCCACGAAAGGGUGGUGCUCCUCCGUCCAAGGAUUUCUACGAAAGCUGUGUCGACAGUCUGUGGCAGAACGGAUUGAUGCGAUUGGAAAAUCGAGCUGCGGAAGUUGAUUUGCGAGGGAGGCUGCAUGAAAGCCUGCAGAUGGCCCGCUUCUGCGAUGAAGACUUGAUCAAGACUGACGCAGCUGACUUUUUCAUGUCUGACCGUCCAUUGAGCCACUUCAUUCCUGGUUUGGUGGUGGCUUUAAGAGCCUGGAAACUCUUCGGUUCCCAACUCUGCCGGAUCCCAAUUCGGGUUCCAGCCAGACUGAUCUGGGUGUUGGAUACGACCUUCCAAACCACCGUCCUUUGCUGGUACGGCUUCAUGGCAGGACUUUUCUCGACCUUAAGCCUGCUUAAAGUUGAUGACAACAAGUUUGGUGAUGCCCUCUUUAUAGGACCCAGUAUUUAUGUCUUUUUGCUGACAUCUCUAUGCCUUAUGGUGCUGGAUCAGUGGCAAACCUUGAUUGCGUCUUGCGCAUCGUGUAGUUUUUUUGUCAUCCCUCAAAUGGUGGCGAUCUUCAGAGUUUUUGAUCAGAAGGGACCACUACUUGCCCUUCUUUUAGACUCCAUGAAUCAGUUCGCGCUGAUCAUUGGUGUGGUGGCACUGAGCGUGGCAAGGUGUUCUGCCUGGCGAGACAAGCAGCUAGACUUUCAACGAGAGGAGCAGCUGAAAUCGUUCAUUAUAGACGAAAAGGUCAAGCGGUGUGCCGCUGAGUUUGCCGUCCAGUUGGCUCAAGGGGAGACGUUGAAGGCUACAGAUGGUGAAUCUUCAUACCUUUAUCAGACAGGGAAUCAGCCGUGGCACAGUCCUCCAUCCACUCAGUCUGCACCCGCCCCGGAGCGCUUGGCGCAGGGAACCCGUGGCGACUGCGACCGUUGCGACUGCUUGCCGAUGAAUGCCAAGGUCUAUUUAGAAGGCCGUCCUGCAGCGGUUCCGGCGUCACAGUUGGAAGUGGGCGACCGGUUGCUGUGUUACGACCACCUGGCUGGAAGCAUUCGAUUCGUGGAUGUGAAUGACUGCGGGGUGGUUUCUGGUGAAUGCCAGUGGUCUCACAUCACCAUGGCAGAUGGCACCGCGUUGAGCGUCACUGCAGAACAUCCGGUUCGAGUUGUUGGAGAAGUGGAUGCUGAUAGAGGAGCUUUUGGCCUUGGCGGUGGCCAAGUGGUACAUGCUGGUGAGUUGAGGCCUUCGAAGGACAUGCUGAAGAUCUUGCGCCUUGGUGCGGUGCCAGUCCAAACGAUCCAGCUGCAGCAGAGCGAGGAACCGCGGGUGCGGGUGAAUCUACAUCAGUGCGUCACUGAACAGAAUGAGCAGAUUGCGGCAAUAGUACUGGAUGCCUUCGCAGGAGUUGAGAUGACCGCUGUUGCAGUGGAAUCCUCCGAUGCUCUGCAGGGGCGUGGACAAGCAGACUUGCAGGUGCAGAACACCUUCAUCGCUGGCUUCGGUGAGGACAUCAUCCAGGUGCCUCCAAAGCCUCUUUCAGCUCCAGGAGCCGUGACAGGAGGUGCUUUGCGCCUCCACACUUUGCCUGAAAGCUGUGAAAGGUGUGAAGUCAGUGCUGAUGACUGCCUGGCAGAUCUUGAAACAAACCUGGACUCUGAUGUGGCGGAUGCGGGAAGAGCUUCCAGUUCCAGUGAGGGCAGUCCGGAUUUGCUUCACGCCAAGGGCUGCUGUCAACCCUGUCUCUUCCAGAGCAGGUACUUUGCGGAUCCGGAGAAAUAUCCUGCCUGCACCAAGCCAGAUUGCCUCGCUCGCUAUUGUCAUCUCCCUCAUAGUGAGGAGUACAUAGCCAAGUACAAGUCCUACAAGCGGCGUUACGAGAAAAAGAACCGCACUGCGUACCGGAAAAACUUGGAGGCCCUUUGA